AUGGAGGACCAACCCAAUUACGGAAUUUCCAACGCAGCAUCCCCUGGCAGCAACCCCAUUCUUUCGCAACCACCUCUACAACCUGUCGCGCCUAACUCGGGAGAUGGAGCUGAAGAUGUCCAAAUGACCGAGGGCCCGGUCGCCGAACCCAACAUCAAGCAGGAUAGCGCGACACCUGCACCAGGCGUUACAUCCGAUAACCCCCUCGACGCCCCCGAUGGCCCCGUGCCCGAGGCUACGCAAGAUGAGGAAAUGGGCGGUGCCCGCGACGAAGCAAAGGACAGCCAAGCCGCAAAGGGUAGCGAUGAUGCCGCAGCUGGAAACGAUGCGGAGGGACAAGACUCCAAGACCAAGGAGACACUCGAAUCCGCGGCCCGAGAACAUCUCAUCUCGCAAACGCACGCCAUCGUUUUACCGAGCUACAGUACCUGGUUUGACAUGAACACGAUCAACGACAUCGAGCGCAAGGCUAUGUCCGAGUUCUUCAAUAGCCGCAACCGCAGUAAAACGCCAGCUGUCUACAAAGAUUACCGUGAUUUCAUGAUCAACACCUACAGAUUGAAUCCUGUGGAAUAUCUUACUGUCACGGCCUGCCGACGGAACUUGGCUGGAGAUGUUUGCGCUAUCAUGCGCGUCCACUCAUUCCUCGAGCAGUGGGGGCUGAUCAACUACCAGGUUGAUGCAGAGCAACGGCCCUCGCAUGUCGGCCCCCCCUUUACUGGCCACUUCAAGAUCAUUUGCGACACGCCUCGUGGUCUUCAGCCGUGGCAGCCAUCUGCCGAUGCUGUCGUUUCUGCUGGCAAGCCCAGUACCGAUACAGAAAAGAAGGCUGCAGCAACACCGGUUGCCAAGAGCGAGCUCAAUCUGGAAGUCAGCCGCAAUAUUUACGAAGCAAGUGCCAAAGGGUCAAAACUCAACAAGAGCGAACCCAAGACCAAUGGCGAAACGCCAGUGACGAACGGUGUUUCGGGUAUCGAAGAAGCUACCAAGACCCCAAUUGUCAAGGUCAACUGUCACACUUGCGGUAUCGAUUGCACCAGGCUAUAUUAUCACAGUUCGCAGGCCGACCCGAACUCGAAGACCAAGUACGAUGUUUGCCCAAGCUGCUUUCUCGAGGGCCACCUCCCAGGCAACCAGACAAGUGCCCAGUUUACCCGCAUGGAAAACCCUACAUACACGACCGUCCUUGACAGAGACGCACCGUGGAGCGAUGCCGAGAUUCUUCGGCUGCUUGAAGGCAUCGAGAGAAUGGACGACGAUUGGAAUGAGAUCGCGGAUCACGUGGGUACGCGGACACGCGAAGAGUGCGUCUUGCAAUUCUUGUCCUUGGAUAUCGAGGGCAAGUAUGCGGACUCGGACCUUGCCGUGAAUGCGCCAACCGGCCUUGCAAUGCUCGGACAACAGGGCGGUCAUCUGCCUUUCAGCCAGGCGGACAACCCUGUGAUGUCUGUUGUCGGCUUCCUUGCCGGUCUCGCGGACCCUGCCAGCACAGCGGCAGCGGCAAACAAGUCUGCCCAAGAGCUCACGCGUAAGCUUCGCAGGCGACUAGAGGGUGGCAACUCAGAGGAGCAAGCAGUGACCAACGGCAAAGGCAAAGACAAGGAUGGUGACUCAAUGGAGAUUGACAUCCGGCAAGAAACGACUACUACUACGACUACGACAACGACGUUGGCGACCAUUCCGAUGGCUACUAUGGGUGCCCGUGCUGCCGGUCUGGUGUCACACGAGGAACGCGAGAUGACAAGACUGGUGUCCGCUGCGGCCAACCUCACUCUCCAGAAGCUGGAGUUGAAGUUGAAGUAUUUCAACGAGAUGGAGGCUAUCUUGCAAGCAGAGCGGAGAGAGCUCGAGAGAGGUCGGCAACAGUUGUUCCUGGACCGCCUCGCGUUCAAGCGCCGCGUCCGCGAGGUGCAGGACGGACUCAAGACGGCAGUCGAGACGGGUGGGGAACAAGGUCUUAAGCAGGCUCAGGAAGCAAUGUCUGACGGGGCCAAUCUCACCUUCCAGGCGGCGUCCGGGGCGAGCGCGGUGCAGCCAUUGAGUAGCGGAGGGCCGAUCAAGAGCUUUGAGGCUUGA
Molecule: messenger RNA, 2076 nt
Organism: Colletotrichum orchidophilum
Lineage: Eukaryota; Fungi; Ascomycota; Sordariomycetes; Glomerellales; Glomerellaceae
Product: SWIRM domain-containing protein
Exons: 3
Coding region: 1-2076 (691 amino acids)
Biological process (GO): positive regulation of DNA-templated transcription
Cellular component (GO): SWI/SNF complex
Molecular function (GO): histone binding; DNA binding
Source: RefSeq, a predicted model, not a curated record